Messenger RNA from Didymosphaeria variabile, 693 nucleotides. RefSeq lists its product as uncharacterized. Bases 1 to 693 code for a protein of 230 amino acids. NCBI's taxonomy places the organism in Eukaryota, Fungi, Ascomycota, Dothideomycetes, Pleosporales, Didymosphaeriaceae. The record is from RefSeq and is a predicted model, not a curated record. The transcript has a single exon. Gene Ontology annotation, molecular function: hydrolase activity.
AUGAUCAAUCAAACAUUUGCGGCAAUCCCAGGAGGCAUUGAGUACGACGCCGUUUACCCAGCAGCAGCGAACCAGACAGCGUAUUUCGGCGCUGACGAUGUCACUCGCUACAUGAACAAUGGUCUGCAGAAUUGUCCCCAGCAGCAGUAUGCCAUUCUAGGAUACAGCCAAGGCGCAUCAGCAACAAUGCUCACACUCAACAACAUCACGGACCCGUCUUCCGCCGCGUACAAAGCCAUCAAAGCCGUUCUCGUAGUAGGCAAUCCAUACCAUGUCGCUGGUGCUUCUGUAAACGUCGAUGAGAACGGCGGCAACGCCACGAAGAAUUUCCCAGGCGUAGUGUACAACGCCAACAGCGCCGGCAGCAGAGGCAUACCACAGAUCUAUUACGACAAUGGAGAGCUAGUGGAUAUAUGUCAUACGGAAGAUUCGAUAUGCGCACCUGCGUAUCCGAAUGCGAGCUUUAUACCCGGGCAUAUACAGUAUGGGAAGCAGAACGUGCAGGACAUGGGCGCGAAGUUCCUCAUUGAACGGCUCGGAGGCAACAGCACCAAUCCCUCAGCCACGUCAACCGCGACAGGAAGCACCGGCUCGCCCACUGGUGUGCAGCCUCCACAGUACACUGGUGGGGCGGACAUGGUAUCGAUGAGCUUCGUUGCGGCUCUGAGCGGGACGUUCGCGCUGUUCUUGUAA